Messenger RNA from Cyprinus carpio (common carp), 6046 nucleotides. RefSeq names its product SWI/SNF related BAF chromatin remodeling complex subunit C2 (gene smarcc2). The record is from RefSeq and is a predicted model, not a curated record. Gene Ontology annotation, cellular component: nBAF complex; npBAF complex; SWI/SNF complex. Gene Ontology annotation, biological process: positive regulation of DNA-templated transcription. Gene Ontology annotation, molecular function: nucleosomal DNA binding; histone binding. Lineage: Eukaryota; Metazoa; Chordata; Actinopteri; Cypriniformes; Cyprinidae.
UCAACGCCAGGGGGCGGUGGGUGGCAAAACUUUCGAGCAGACAAAGAUGGCGGUACGGAAGAAAGACGGCGGCCCGAAUGUAAAAUAUUUCGAAGCGUCUGAUACCGUCUCGCAGUUCGACAAUGUCCGGGUUUGGCUGGGCAAGAAUUAUAAAAAGUAUAUUCAAGCAGAGCCCCCCACCAAUAAAUCUUUGUCGAGUCUGGUGGUUCAGCUCCUUCAGUUUCAGGAGGAAGUGUUUGGCCGGCAUGUCAGCAACCCUCCCCUCACUAGACUACCGAUAAAGUGUUUUUUGGAUUUCAAAUCUGGAGGAGCUCUGUGUCAUAUUCUGGCUGCUGCCUACAAGUUCAAGAGUGAUCAAGGAUGGAGGAGAUUUGACUUCCAGAAUCCUUCGAGAAUGGACCGCAAUGUUGAAAUGUUCAUGACUAUAGAAAAGUCUUUGGUACAGAAUAACUGCUUGUCCCGACCUGUGAUUUACCUGAGUUCAGAGAUAGAGCCCAAGCUACUGGGAAAACUGAAGGAUAUCAUCAAACGACACCAGGGAUCUGUGACUGAAGAUAAGCUGUCCAGCUCUCAUGUAGUGGUGCCUAUUCCUGCUAGUCUGGAGGACGAAGAGUGGGUUCGUCCUGUAAUGAAGAGAGACAAACAGAUGCUGCUACACUGGGGCUACUGGCCUGAUAGUUAUGACACAUGGAUCUCAGCCAGUGAGGUGGAGGCUGCUGUGGAGGAUCCGCCCACUGCUGAGAAACCCAGGAAGGUCCAUGCCAAGUGGAUUCUGGACCUGGAUCAGUUUAAUGAGUGGAUGAAUGAGGAAGACUAUGAGGUGGGAGAAGGAGGGCCGAGGAGGAAGAGAAUUUCAGCAAAGACUCUCACAGAUGAAGUGAGCGCUCCAGAUGAAAGGAGGGAUAAAAAACCCAGCAGUGCCAAAAAAAGGAAGCGCUCCCCGUCUCCAUCUCCUACCCCUCCACCACAGGAGAGCAAGAAGAAAAACACCAAGAAAGGGCCCACUACUCCCUACACUAAGUCCAAACGAGGACAAAGAGAGGAAGAACAGGAAGAUCUGACUAAAGAUUUAGAUGAACCCUCACCUGUGCCUGCAGUGGAGGAAGCAACACUACCUAAAACAGUGACUAAGAAGGACUCAGAUUCUACUCCAGUGAAAGGAGGCACUAUGACUGACCUGGAUGAGCAAGAGGAUGAAUCAAUGGAGACUGUUGGGAAGGAGGAAGAAGAAGGUUCUCCGAGUGUGAAAGGAGAACCGGUGAAGGGUUCGGACCUUCAUGAGGAUAAUGUCACUGAACAGACCCAUCAUAUCAUAAUACCUAGCUAUGCUGCUUGGUUUGACUAUAACAGUGUCCAUGCUAUAGAGCGCAGAGCACUGCCUGAGUUUUUCAAUGGGAAAAACAAGUCAAAGACACCUGAAAUUUACCUGGCAUACCGUAACUUCAUGAUUGACACGUACAGACUGAACCCACAGGAGUAUUUGACCUCUACAGCAUGCCGUAGGAACCUGGCUGGAGAUGUUUGUGCAAUUAUGAGGGUCCAUGCAUUUCUGGAACAAUGGGGCCUGAUUAACUAUCAGGUGGAUUCAGAGAGUCGGCCCACUCCCAUGGGGCCUCCACCCACCUCACACUUUCAUGUGCUGGCAGAUACUCCAUCAAGUCUGGUACCACUACAGCCUAAAGCAUCCCAGACUUCCUCCUCUCAGCAGAUGCUCUCAUUCCCAGACAAAGUCAAGGACAAACCAGCCGACUUGCAGAACUUUGGGUUAAGGACAGAUGUGUACAGUAAGAAGAGCGGUCCUGCUAAAACUAAAAAUGCUGCCAGUGCCACUCGGGAAUGGACAGACCAGGAGACACUGCUACUGCUGGAGGGUCUAGAGAUGUAUAAAGAUGAUUGGAAUAAAGUAUCGGAACAUGUGGGCAGCCGCACACAGGAUGAGUGCAUCCUCCACUUCCUGCGUCUACCAAUCGAAGACCCCUACCUGGAGGAUAGCUCCUCCUCCCUAGGCCCGCUGGCCUAUCAGCCAGUUCCGUUCAGUCAGGCGGGAAAUCCUGUCAUGAGCACUGUGGCAUUCCUGGCCUCUGUGGUUGACCCUCGAGUGGCUUCUGCUGCGGCUAAAUCAGCACUUGAGGAGUUCUCUCGAAUGAAGGAGGAAGUACCAGCUGCGCUGGUGGAGGCUCAUGUGCGUCGAGUGGAGGACGCGGCCAGAGCCAGCGGGAGGCCAGACCCUCUCUACGGCCUGGAGGGCAGUGGCAUAGCAGGAACCGGCCUUGAGGAUUCUGACAAACCCUCUGAGGAUGGAAGUGAGGAGAAUAAGAGCAGUGAUGGUCAAUCUAGCCAAGAUAAAAGAGAAAAUAAGGAGAUCAAAGAUGGAGCCAGUGAGGAGGAAGAAAAACAAGGAGAGAACGGCAAGAAAGAGGAAGAGAGAGCGAGAGAAGGGGAGACAGACAGAGAGACAGAGAAAACAGACUCAGAAAUGGCUGAUGGCGAGAAGGAGAAAGAACAGAAGGAGGGAUCAGAAGAGGGUCAGAGGGAUGGAGAGAGUGAAGGGGAGAAGAAAGCAAAGGUGGAGAGAGAUGUAGGAGAGGGAAACCUGGCCACUGCUGCUGCUUCAGCACUCGCUGCUGCUGCCGUGAAAGCUAAGCACUUGGCAGCAGUAGAGGAAAGGAAGAUCAAGUCUCUGGUGGCUCUGCUGGUAGAGACCCAGAUGAAGAAACUGGAGAUCAAACUCCGACACUUUGAAGAGUUGGAAACCAUCAUGGACAGAGAGAGAGAAGCACUAGAGUAUCAGAGGCAGCAGCUUCUUGCUGAUCGUCAGUCGUUUCAUAUGGAGCAGUUGAAGUAUGCAGAGAUGAGAGCCCGACAGCAACACUUCCAGCAGAUCCAACACCAGCACCAUAGCAACCAGCCUGGCAAUCAGUCUGGCAGUACUCCAUCUGUACCCCACCAGCCUGUCACUAACGCGUCUGCCCCACCCCCAACACAAAGCCCCGCCUCCGUGAGCGCCACUAAUGCCCACAAUGAAGCUCCACCACCCGCCUCUCACAGUUCUCCCCCAACCAACGCACAGACUGGAGCAGCGCAUGAUUCCAGCACUCCACUAGCAGGGGAUUCUCUCUAUCCAAAUGCCCCUGUGCCUCCAACACAGUAAAAGAAAUGGUGAGAUUUAAAGAGGAUCAAUGAUUCCAGUGAAGAAAAUGAAGGAGAUUAGAUAGAAAGCAAAAGAGACAGAGAUAAAGGGAGCGAUAUCUUCUUUUUUGUCACUUGCAUCAUUUUUGGGAGUUUUUUGUUUGAAUGUUUUUUUGAUGGAAUCUUGAAUAUGACGUCAUUCAAAAUAAAUAGCUAAAGCUAAACACAGAUAACCUUUAAACUGACUGACAAAUAAAACAGAAAAAAAGACCUUUGGUUUGGACUUUUGGAAAGGUCUUAAACUGAAAGCCCUGUUAACACUCAACAAAAAGCACUCCUUACCCAAACAGCCUUCAUCCAAGUACCAGGCACAAAGCUCAAUAUACCCUUGUCCGUCCUCCAUUUUCAGUAACAUCUCUUAACUUUGAGCCGAACCACAGGAUCCAGGAUACCUGUGAUCUGCACUCCAGAAGCAUCUCAAUGUACUUUAGGUACUCAAAUGGAAACAAACAUACAAAAGAAAACCACGAACAGAUUGCACUUUGAGAAUGUUUCCGAAUCUUACUUUUUUUGGAGGGAUGAAGCAUAAAGUCAAAAUUAGCCCUGACUUAAUGUUUUCUUUUAACGACGUUAUUUUUAUCACUUAAUCUUUGUAUUCGUUUCAUAGAAGCACUUGAUUUGGAGUAAGUCUGAAGAGAAACUUGACUUUGUUAUCGUUAAUUUGUAUACGUGUGUGUGAAUGUCGGUUUUGCUUUUGGGACAAUGUGAAAGCUUCAGUGGUUUGGCCUGUUUUUUUAUGUACAAUUAGAUUUUAGCAUGAUAAAAAAAAGAGAGAGAGACAAAUUAGUAUUAAAUCUGUUUACUUUGUCUCUGACAACAUGUACUGUAAGCUUGGAAAUCAUGUCAUCAAUAAUUGAUGUUUGCAUGUUAUUUUUUGGGUAUGUGUGUACGUCAUUACCACAAAAUAUAAGUUACUCUACAUUUCUAACAGGUGAAAGCAGUUGUUCAUUCUCAUCUCAUUGCAAUGCUUGUGAGAAUACUUAAAUAUCGGAAUGUAUGAUUAAUCGCCAAUUAAACAAUUUUGGGAAACACAGCAAGGAAUCAUAUUGGUUCCUCAACUCAAAUAGAGUUGAAUCAUUUUAGUGAGAUCAUAUUGCACAUUUUAGUAUCCAGUGUUCAUACCAGUACUCAUGUCUCAGUUCAGAUUGUUAACCCUUGUGCGUCAAUUUAAAAAAAGUUACACAGAGUUCCUUAGAGGACAAAAAUGUCUGUUAAAAACAGUCAUAAAAAUAUUAUAUAUUAAUUUUUUUUCCACUUUCUGUGACAUAAAUGUUUUUACCAGCAUCCAUCCUGAUCAUAACUACCAAAAAUGCAAUUAUUUUGUAGGAUUUUAACCCUUUAAAUGCUAGUUUGUUUACAUAAUGCCACUGUUUUUCAUGAAAAAAGUCAUUAUUUUCCAUGUACUAAGCACUAAACUAAAAUCAUUUUCAAAAUGUUUUCAUCACUUGAAAUAAAAUAGACAACAUAAAUAACAUAAAAUAAAUAACAUUCUCACACACAAAAAGUUUUCAGUACACUCAUAAGAACCACACUAUAAAUAUGGAAAAUAGUAAAAAAAAAAAAAAAAAAAAACAAUUAAGUUGUAAAAAUGUUGACAAAUGAGAGCCUGUUAAAAAAGAAUCCAUUAUUUUAUGCUUAAUGACACUGGGAUUAAAUAUUGUUGUUUUAAUGGGUUUCACUAGGGACAUUUUUGUCCUUAAGGUCCUGAGUUUAACUAAUUUUAUGCCUAGAGUAAAAUACAUUUAUGAAAGGAAAUAAAGGUGGAAUUUUAAAAUUCCAAAAAAAAAAAUUAAAAAAUUUUGACAAAAUUUAUGCUGUUUACAUUAACAGCCAAAAUGAUAAAAAUAACAAAAAUGAAAAAGGACACACAAGGGUUAAAGAAUGUGUUGUGUGUGUGUUGUACGGGUGUUUUAGUAACAGGCCAAACCCACAGAAAGUAUUAACGACAUGAAGGAAAAAAUGUUUUGUUUUACAAAAAAUUAGUGGCAACUACCUGAUGAGUAGGGACAAGGGAUUUUAAAGCUAUGUUUUCAGCUGUGGUCUGUGUAUCUCAUAUCUUCAUAUUGUAACUGUCCUAUUUUUGUAUUUUUAUAUGUUUCUUUACACCAUUACGAAUGACAUAAUGCUGUUACCAUAUUAUACAUGUCUGUAAUGUUUCCUUCUCUUUCUGACUUUGGAUGUUGUCGUAUUAUGACAUGUUCAUGUGUAAAGUGUCAGUCACUUUAUACGAUGAAGCUGGACUCUUUGUGUGUGUGUGUGUGUGUGUGUGUUGUGCAUGCACUCUUUGAUUUGCCACACAUCUUUUUGUAUGUACGUAUGUUUGGUUUUUUAUUUUAAUCUACAUUAAUUUGCAGUGUUUCCAAACUACAAAUGCUAUUAGUGAUGGAUGUACAAUCUGCCGAUAUCAGAAUUGACAAACUCAUACACUCCCGCUGUGAUAGUACCUGCAGUUUACAUCCUCACACAUGUAUGUGAAUGCACACAUAUGCAGUAGUCCAACAUGCAGUAUUACUGACAGAACAGAUUCACAUCAACCUCACAGUUUUGCACACCUCAUAAUCAGUGUUGAAAAUGUAAUUUGAUCAAUUUGCUCAGCUCUUUGGUCUUUGUCUUUUAUAUUUUAGUGGUAUAACUAGUUGUCGUUUUUUUAAUUUUUACAUUUUGUUUACACUUUAUUUUUUUAAUGGUGAAAGCUGGUAACCAUUGCAUUGAGAUGUGUGUGAAUGUUUGAAGAUGUUCAGUUCGACCUUUGAGGAGAUGUAGCAGGAGCUGUCUAACACCUGUUUGAUUUAGAAUGGAUCGAUUUUGGUUUCAAAAAUACUGAACGUUUCUGCACAAUAAAAGGCAUCAUCAGUGA